Molecule: messenger RNA, 1916 nt
Organism: Monodelphis domestica (gray short-tailed opossum)
Lineage: Eukaryota; Metazoa; Chordata; Mammalia; Didelphimorphia; Didelphidae
Source: RefSeq, a predicted model, not a curated record
GUCUGCGUAGAAGAGAAGGGUGGGAUCGUUUCGCGCCGCUUCGCUGUGUCAGAGGCCCGGGCCCGGCCAGGCCCGGCUCGGAUUCUUGGUUGCCAUGACGUCCUACUUUGAGGAGCACGACUGCGAGCCCGGAGUGCCCGAAGAGCAGUACCGACAGAAUGCGCUCCUGGAGUUGGCGCGGACACUUUUCAAUGGAAUGGACAUUGAGUUGGCAUCUGCUGACUUCACUGACUGGGACCACAGAUUGCCUCCUCCUGCUGCCAAGAGAGCUGUUCAGAAUCUGCCCAAAGCCAUCAUUACAGGGGCCCAGGCUGACAAAGGCCUGAAGUGCCCUGUUUGCCUUGUGGAGUUUGAAGAGGGACAGACAGCCCUGGAGAUGCCCUGCCAGCACCUCUUUCAUUCAGACUGCAUUCUGCCCUGGCUGGGCAAGACCAACUCCUGCCCACUGUGCAGAUGUGAGCUGCCCACAGACAAUGAAGAAUAUGAAGAACAUAAGAAAGACAAAGUAAGAACAGACUGUGGGGAGAGGAAUUGGGAGCGAAGGCCAGAACCAGGCUGGUAUUGCAUGCAGUGGGGGUUACAAUUAGUCCUAAUCUAAGAGUCAAAAGAUCUUGAGUCUGAGAUUGUAGAACCUCUGAGUCCCUGGGUAUAAAGAUGUCCACCUUGGUCCUUCCUUGGGCUUUUGUGAGGAUCAGUGAACAUGCCUUGUCAAGGCACCAAGUCCUCAGCUUCCUAGGGAAGUUCUGAGAGCUGUACUUCUUGUCGACAGACCCCUCUUAGGGAGUCUGGGUAAAGUAACCCUGCCUCCAUUCCUUAGGCCCUUUUUACCUUCUAGACCUUACUGUGAUAUAGGGUCAUCCUCACUUUCUCCUUUUCCCCUCAUAGGCUCGAAGGCAGCAGCAGCAGCAUCGCCUUGAAUACCUCCAUGGAGCAAUGUAUACAUGAUGGGCUUAGCUUCCCCCUCCGAAUACUUUUCCUCGUGUCCAUUAAACUGUCUCCUUAUCCUAAGCAGCCAUACCUUUGCUUGGGAGGAUCUGUGCCUUGGAGGGAGGGGGGGGGCAGUUUUCAUUCCAUCCCAUCCCUGCUACCAGAGGGAGGGAUGGAGCUUGGGGGCCCCUUGUUGCUCUUUUCUCUCCCAUUCCUCAAGAGCUAGCUGCAGAUAUGAAAGACUCAGUCCAGAUAGAGAGUAAAAAAACAUAGAUUAAGGCCCCAUUCCAAGAGCAGUCACUGGGGAACCAGCCAAGGUCUGGAAUCCCUGACUUCCCUUCUCCAGACAACCUUUGUACCUACUCUCUCUAGGCUCAGAGUAGGAAAAUGACCCUUAUGGGAGGAGGAGGAGGCAAUCAGCUUAGAAGAUAAAGCUGGGGGGUGGGCCUGCUCACAACACUUUUAGAGUUGGAUGUGGGGCUGAAAUCUCUAGGCCCACCAGGCCCUGAACAAGCAGAAAUGGAGACAAAGUGUGUGUGGGUAACCCUAAGGAAGCCUCGCCCUCCAAAACAGCUCAUUCCACUUCUGAAAAGCUCCAAUGGUUACUUUUCCUGACUUUAAGCCUGAAACUGCCUCCAUCCAACUUCCUCCCAUUGUUCCUAGCUCUGCCCUCUAAGAGAGCCCUCCUCCCCUUGCUAAUCGAACACAACUCUCUUGGAGUUCCCCAGGCCUCAGAGAUCUCCAAACAUCUCCAGCCCCUUUUCCUCCACCUUCAUGUGGUAUCUUCAGAGUCCUUGGCUGUCCUGGUUGCUCUCAGUAUCCUUCAGCGGAUCGCUGUUCUUCCUAAAACCAAGACAUUGGGGUUUCUUUAUUCCCAUUCUGAGGUCUGAGGAAAAGUCCUUUGUGCGGCUAGACACUCAGUUCUUCAAAACAGAUGGCAAAACAUUCAAGAGUUAGACUUUUAAUAGAUAUAAAAAAGUACUAAAAUA